Messenger RNA from Cinara cedri, 7896 nucleotides. NCBI's taxonomy places the organism in Eukaryota, Metazoa, Arthropoda, Insecta, Hemiptera, Aphididae. The record is from the annotation of a GenBank genome assembly.
GUACGUAUUAGCGUUUAGCACGUACGCGUAAUACCGUCAAUUUAAUUUGUUACACCGAGGCGGAGGGGGCAAAAAAUAUUUCCAAUGUUGAUAACAACUACGCUAUCCGCGCGCAUCGGGCCUGUCAUUGUUGUUAUUAUGAAUAAUAGGUAUCUGUCGAUUAAAUUAAAUUAAAUUUUGAUUUGUGUUUUACCGUACCGAUAUUAAUUGUAGAGGUCUUAAUCACCUUGUUUUUUCGGUCGGUCGAGCGAUUUUAUGAUCGCUGUGACGCUGACGAGUGAUUAUUUCCCGCCCUGUUUUUUUUUAUGUACUAGUACAAAAUAGUGGCUUUUAUUGGUGUGUUUCAUCAGAAAAAUACUAAUCUAAUAUAACACAAUGUACCAUUUGAUUUAUAAAGACGUAACAAAUUGUUCUACGAAUCAGACCGUCGCUCAAAAAGAACUGCCUGACAGAUCAAAUGGACACGAAGGUUAUGGUAUGGUAACUUUUAUAUUAUCAAUACACAAUUUUGAACUAAUCUAAUUGUUUUAUAAGUCAUAAUUAUUUGCAUUAUUCUAAUCUACUUCAAUUUCCUAAUUUUAAGUACCCUUAAUAUUUGCAUCGAGCUUAUUAAUGUAGUACCACUAGUAUCUAAGUAAUAAAGCAAUUAAUGACCAUGAUUAUAUUUACAGAAUAAUUGUUUGAUUUUAUUUAAAUAAACAACAUAAUGCUGAAGGACGCACGAAUACCAUACCUUUGUUAUCAUUAAUGUACUCUGAGUUAUAACUGUCAAAUUUACUUUGUUUCACUUGUUUAUAAAAUAUAACAUUAAUGAAUAAUUUCAAAUAUGCUUUCUUGAAGCUAAUGAUUUUCUAAAAUUUUAUCAUUUAGGUACAAUAUCUUUGAAUUAUCAUUAUACCUACCUAGGUAUUCAAAAUAUAAACAUUAUUAAUUUGUGUGAAAAAAUAAUUAAUGGAAUAUGUAGAGCAAUAAUAGUUAUAAUAAGCUUUAAUACAAUACAAACAAAUGUAUAUUGACUUGGUUAUUGUAAUGAUCAAUUAUAUUUUGUUAAUAAAACUUUUUAAAUUUGAAACAUUGCAGAUAAUUGUGUAUAUAAUUAUCAUUUGCUUACAAGGUUUAUUAUUUUAUAGAAAGUGAUGAUUUAUUAUUGGAAGAUGAAGAGGACAGUCAUCCAUAUUCAGAUGAAUAUGUACAGUUGGAGAGAAAAAUGCGCAAUCGAUUGACAUUUUUCUUCAUGAAUCCAAUUGAAAAAUGGAAGACAAGGAGGCGAUUCCCAUACAAAUUUUUAGUACAAAUUAUCAAAAUAAUAUUAGUUACACUUCAGGUAAUAUUGGAUUUUAAAAUAAAUAUUUUGUAUAGUUACUGUACUAUUUGAUAUUGAGAAUUUUGUUGGUGUUUUUAUAGCUUACACUGUUUGCUCACAACCGAUACAGUCAUGUAAAUUACACAUGGGGAAAUAGAGUUACAUUUUCCCAUUUGUUCAUUAAAGGAUGGGAUGCAGCACGAGAAAUAGUUUCCUAUCCUCCUGCUCAAGGUCCAUUAGCCAUAUAUAAUAUUGACUCAUUUUAUUCUACUAUAAACUUUGCAGUAAAUGGUGUAAGUGACAUUUUUGAUUUAUACAUUUAUAAUGUUUUAACAUACAGUAAUCCCUCGUUAUUCGCAGAGGCUAGGUUCUAGUAAAGUCUAGCAAUCAGCAGGUAACAAAACCGCUGAUAAUGAGAUAAUUAUUCAUUGUGGAAAGAAAGUUGGGUUUUAUUUUUUAAAUUUUAAAAACACUGAUAUUUUUUAUUAAUUAGUUUUAAUUUAUACAAUAAAUUAGUUAAUUAUUCAUAUAUACAUACAUAUAAUAGAAAGGAUGGAAAAACUUUGUGAUAUAGAUAUUUUUUUCUUUUUAUUUUCUGUAUGUUUUGAUGUAAUGCACAUGUGUACCUAUUAUACAUUUAUCUCUAGAAGCGUAGUAUUUAUGUACAUUUAUUAGUUAUACAUAAAAAUGAUCUGAUCCUGUUUAAAACAAAUUAUAGCAUGGUUAAAAAAUCUGUGGAUAAUAAUGGAUUACUGUAUUCUCAUUAAAUAAAUAAAAAAAAUUACCUAAUGUUAAUUGCUAGUUUUAAAACUGAAAGUUAUAAUGUUUAUAUAUUUAUGACAAAUUAUAAUUCUUAAUAAAAAAAUGAAUGACCAGUAUAACACCUCAAACAAGAUUGUUAAAUUUUAUUAGGUGCAUACACUAGAAUUUUUAAUGUUAUUGAUUUUUCAAUUCUCUUGGUUACACUGGUAGAAAUGUUUAUUAAUACUUUGUAUUAAUCUAAUAAUAAAUAUUUCUAAACAACAAUAGUGUAUAUUAUAUAUCAGAGCUCGUGACUUAUAGCAUUUGCAUAGUAUUUGUUUUGAAAAGUCCUAGUAACACCUAAGUAAGUUACAAAUUUGUUUCAGAUAACCAAGAAGUCAAAUAUAAAAUUUUUUGUUGCAUGUUUUGAAGUUUUGAUGCUAUUUUACUAUUUUAAUGUUUUUAGCGCUAUUUGAGGUUUAUAUCGGCAUUUUAAAGAAGAAAAAUGAAAAUUUCUUACAAUGUUAAUAUUAUAUUUUCGUUUAUCAGUUUAAUUGUCGUAAAAGAAAAUGACAUUAACAAAUUAUAUGGUCAUUGUCAUUACUUGGUAAUUCCAUUGAUAAAGAGGCCUCUAUUAAUAAUAAAAUGAUUUUAUUGUUGAAUGAGUAUUAUGGCAUUAUUUUCAUUUGGCUUGAAACAUUAUUAUAUUAAAAUCAUUACCAGUUUCUGGUAGGAUAUCAAACUUAUUUUUUUGCAUAUUUUAACAUUUUAAGUGCAUAUAUAAGCCCUUAUAUGAAUGUUUUUAAGAUCAUAUCAUUACACUUAUAACAACUUUUUUAGAGCUAUAAGUCAUGAGCCUUGAACAUUAUAGUUUGAAAAUUAAAUAAAUACAUGCAAAUAGUCAAAAUAUACAUAACAGUUUAAUAGUCUACUUUUAACCAGGUUAAAAAUUAGUUUGCAUGUUUAAAUAUGAAUUUAUAUAAUAAUAAAGGAAUUAUUUUUAUUUGACUUAAGAACUGAUUGAUCAUCUAUUUAUAAAUUGAUAUUUAAUUUUAAUGUGUUUUAGUAUGCCAACAUUUCAAAUGCAAUUGGAUCAUAUUCCUACUUAAAUGAAGAUGGUAGAGUUGUAAAUCCACUAUUUUGUGUGAUGCAUUAUAAAGAAAGUACAGUAUUUGGUUUCAAUGAAAGCUAUUUUUUCAAUGGAGAAAUAGAUCAAGGUAAUAAAAUAAAGUACUUUUUGUUUUUGUUACUUUUGUUAGUGAUUAAAAAAUAAUAUAACAUAUUUAUUUUAAUUUUAUAGACUGUUUAAAUAUUACCAUAACAACAGAUAUAAAAACUAAAGGAUUUUCGAUUCAAGAUUAUCUAAAAAUACAUAAUAAAACGAUAAUAUUUUCAUCAUUGUUGAAAGCUAAAUUAAAAUUUACUUUAAAAACUGUCAACUUGAAGGUUGCUGGGAAAUAUACACCUCCUGAUUGUUACAAAUUUGAAAUUCAGGUUAACAUAAAGUUUGUUUAAUUUUAAAAGUGAAGUAAUUUAUUAUUGAUACUCUAAUGUGUGUGUAAAUAAUAGGUAUAUUAUAGACACAAUUCUAAAAUCUUUAAAUAUGACAACAGUCUGAAAUUUUUACAAUGAAGUACAGAAUAUUAUGGAACUUCAAAAUGUUUCUUUUAUUUUAUUAUAAUAAUUAUCAUUAUUAUACUUAUUUCUAUAUUAUUAAAGUCUAUCUCUGAACAUUAAAUAUGAAUGAAGUGGCAUUUGGGGGGCAGGAAGGGUCAUUUACCCCACCCUUGACUUUUAUGGUUUGAUUAAAUUUUUGGUACUUAUAGCUACUAGAAUGGCUCCCCUCAUAAUGGGUCACUUGUCAAGAACUCACAAGUUCAUUUUUAUAGCUUUAAUAUUUUGAAUGUGUUAUGAUUUAAAAAUUUAAAUAGUGGCUUACCAAUGUAACUAGGUACUUUUGCUUUUUUUCUUGUACAUUAACAUUAUUGCAUGUAUAAUACAAAUAAAAAAAUAUUUUUCAAUUUUAAAUGUACAACUUAAUUUUUCUAUAUAAUGUCAAUUAUAUACAAAUAUUCUAAGAGACUUAUAGAACAAUUUUAUUAUGAAUGAUUCUUCCUAGAAUCCUCUUAGACUAUAUUUUUUCUAUUUUGUAUUCAAACUCGACCUAUUUUGACUUAAAACUAUUUCGCAAAUAUUUUUAAAAUUUUUCACAAAUUACACAAAAAGGUUAUGUAUAAGAUAUUAUAAAAUAUACUAAUUUUAGAAAUUGGUAUCAAAAAUUAAUUUAUUUUGUUCAAAGUUCUAAUAGUUAAAAGAAAAAUCAAGGGCUUUACAUUUCAGAUGACAUUAAAUAAUGAAGAUAUGGAUGGACAAGUUUUAGUGGAAUUGGAUGUAAAUCCUUUUAGAUUGAAUUGUAAAGGUGACAUAGAAUACAUAAGUAAGUCUCACAAAUAAUUAUGAAUGUCAACCAAUAUUGUUUGUAUUCAUAUUUUUCUUUUAGAUAACAACCAAGUGGAGUCAACUUUUAGAAGUUUGUUGAAUUAUUCAAUUAUCAUAACAUGUGGUAUUUCAAUGAUAUUAUGUUCAAGAGCAAUAUUUAGAGCGCAAUUAUUAAAAUUUGUAUGAAUUAUAUUAGCAUAAUGAAUUGAAAAUGUUACUUGUAAAUAUAAAAUUGGCUUAAUUAUACGACUGGCAAUUUUUUUAUUACAGGAAACUAUCAGAUAUUUUGAGGACAUGUUAAAGUCAAAACUAAGCAACAAGGCACGAUGGGAAUUUUGGAAUUUAUGGUACAUAAUGAUAAUCAUAAAUGAUAUACUCAUCAUAUGUGGUUCAGGAAUUAAAGAACAAAUUGAAAAAAAGGUGUGUUUUACAAAAUGUUGAGUAGUUAAUUUUUUCUAUUUAUUUGAUGUGUUAUAUAUAUGUUUAAAAGAAUAAAAUGUUAUAUGUACAUUUUGUGUUUGUUUGAUGUACAAUGCUAAUAAAUAAUAUUGUUUUUACAGCAAUUUAUUGGUGAUCAAUGGAAUUUAUGCAGUGUUCUACUAGGAACUGGCAAUUUACUUGUUUGGUUUGGAGUCCUAAGAUACUUAACGUUCUUUAAAACUUACAAUGUAGGUAUAGUAAUAUAUAAACAAUUGAAAUUUAUUAUAAUUAAUUAUCUCAUUUGAUUGAGUUUUUAAUGUUUGUUAUAUUUUGUUAUUAGGGUGUAAUAUUAACAUUAAGGCAAGCAUUUCCAAACACUGCAAGAUUUAUUUUGUGCGCCAUUCUCUUGUAUGCUGGAUUCACAUUUUGUGGAUGGUUGGUACUGGGACCAUAUCAUAUGAAAGUUAGUAUUGACAGCACAAUCUUAAUACAAUGUUCAAUACUAAAUUAAAAAACUGAUAUAAUUCAUGCAUGGUCAUACUAAUUAUGAUUAUACUAAUGAAUUUUAUAUUUUUUGAUUAAAUCAAGUGUAAAUAAUGUUCAUAAGAUCUUAAUCUGAUACUUUUAUAAAAUUUAAAUUUGUAUAAUUAUUUAAUUUAUAAAGGUAAACAUUUUUUUUUUAAACUAAUUUUUCAGUUUAAAAAUGUUUUCAUAAUACCAAUUUAUAAUUUAUCUUCUUACAGUACAAAAUCAAUAAAAUGUUGAAAUGGCAACAUACACAAUGUAAAUUAUUUUAUUUUUAAAAUAAAACACUUAUAUUAAAAUUAAUGUCACAAUUUAUUUAUUCAAAGGAAUACUUCUAUUAAUUUACUAACAUAUUUUACAAUUUUGUAUACAAUUAAAAUUAUUAUAAAUUAUUAUAUUAUAAAAUAGUAUAUCAAAUAUCAAGUAAACAAUAAAAAGUAUAGAAUUUUUUUUGUUAUCUUAUAAAAAUAAAAUUGUAUAAUAAUGCAUUUUUUUUGUACAUUUUAGUUUAGAUCAUUGGCUAGCACAUCUGAAUGCUUAUUCUCUUUGAUCAAUGGUGAUGAUAUGUAUGCCACUUUUACAAUUAUGGCUACAAAGUCUUCCUUGCUUUGGUGGUUUAGCCGGUUGUACUUGUACUGCUUCAUAAGUCUAUUUAUUUAUGUGGUCAUCAAUUUGUUCUUGUCAGUAAUAAUAGACUCGUAUGAAACAAUAAAGGUAAAACUUAAAAUGAUUUACAUUUUUAAUGAUAUAUUUAUUUUAAAUAUGCGUUAAAGCUAUUAUUGCAUUCAUUUUUAAAUAAAGUAUGAAAUAUAAACAUGUUAUGAAUAGAUUGUAGUUUUAUAUGUUUAUUGUUUAUGUUAUGUUAAGAGUUAAAUGUAAAUUAGAAAUACAAAUACAUACUAUUAAAUAUGUUGUCUGUAAGAUUAUUGCAGAUAUGUAAUAUACAUUUAUUUAUACUUUUGUCUAUAUUUAAUUGAAAUUCACUUGAUAUUAUUUUGAUGAAAUGUGAUUUUUUAUUCAUAUAAACUUUUAUCAUUAACUUGCUCUAAAUUGCAAAAAUAAUGUUUUAACAUUUGAAAUCUGCUUUUUAAAUAUUUUCCAAACUAAUAUUAAGUACCAAUCUAAUAAAUUUGAUAUGUAUGUUUUGAAUUUUAUAAAACUAUAAUGAUAGUUUUUAAAAUUUAAUUUAAUUUUUUAGAACCAAUCCCAUGAAAAUAUACUGAUGACUGAUCUAGAAAAAUUCAUGAAGGAAGGCACAUUUUCUACAUCGACAUUUGAUAUCACAGAAGAGACUGAUGACUGGGCCAAUUUAUCAUUUACUCAAACUAUUAGAAGUAUAUUUUGUAGUUGUCGGAUGUAAGUGCCUAGGUUUAAUAUUAUAAUUUAGACUAAUUUAAAAAGAAAUAUUUAACCAGAUUAAACAUAAGACAAUAAUUGACAUUUAAAAAAAUAUAAUAAUAUUCUAAAUUUGACAAUAAUCAUUAAUAUGCACAUCAUUUGUGGCAAAGGAAUGAUUUCUUUUGUAAAUUUUUAAUAAGUUUUAUUUUCAGCCUAAUGAAAAAUGUACGCCAAACAUGUAUAUAUAUUAUUUAUCAAAGAAGCAGACAUUUAAUUGUUUAAAAUUGUGAAGAUAUAGGUUAUAUCUGUAUUGAUUUUAUAUUAUUUUCGUUAUUCAUCAUAUUCAUUAUUAUUUAAACUCUAUAUAUUUGUAUAUACCUGUAUGUGUAUAUUUAUAUAUUUAUGUUUAUUUUACUAAAUUGCAUUAUAGACUGAUCACUAUUUAUAUUCCUACAUAUCUGCACUUUAAUAAUCAAUACAAUUAUUAGGAAAUUAAUGUACCUAGUCCUUUUAAAUCAAUCAUCUUUUAUGCAUUUGUAUUAAAAUAUCAAUCACUAUAUUAUUACAGGUACAUUGAUUGAUUGUUAAAUACUUUAUCUUCAUUUAAUUUUGUUUUUCUGUGCUGUUUAUUUUAAAAACUUGUUUGUUAUUAUUAUUUUUUUUUCAAUAGCUCAAUGAAAGUACAGGUAUUAUAAUAUAAUUGUCUUUAUGUAGUGAUUUUUUUAAAUCUAUUAUUGUAAAACUAAAAUAUUAUUGUUUAAAUGUUAUGUAAUGUUACCAAUUUUGGUGUUCAGAAGUUAUAUUGUUUUAUUUAUAUGUAUACUAUAUCCUAUUUUUUUUAAAAAAAUGUUUAAAGCGUUAAUCUAAUAAUUAAUUUAUAAUUUGAAAAAAUAUAUAAUAUUCAAAUAAAUAUUUAAGUAUGUACACCUAAAUAAGAGUACCUAUAGUAUAUUUUUUCCUAAAGGAUAUUGAAUUAUAAGAAACAGUAAUUUUGUACUUUCCAAUGGAUUAUUGUAAAUAAAUGAAAAAUUAACAUCUGUUAAUAUUUUUGUAUUUAAAAUCAGGGUCUAAAUCUUAGAUUUUAUCACUUUGGGUUCUCAAAAAUAUAGAAAUUUGGUUUUAAACUUAAA